AACUCGUGGGCUCUUGUCCAUGCCCAGAACCGGAGGAAAGGAAGAGCCCAGGAAGGACGGAGCUGGGGGCGCUCUAGGAGAAAGGCGACUGUGGCAGGCUCCAGUUCAACUUGUGCGUCCCUUCCUCCGCUGGGCUCCUCGUAGUUCUGUUUGUUUAGACGGGGCUGAGGAGAAAGAGACCCUCUGUGCCCACAUCCCGCUCCAAAGAGCGCUGCUGCUACUGCUGUUGCUGCUGCUGCUGCCGCCGCCGCCGCCGCCGCCGCCGCCACUGCCGCUCCCCGUCAGAGGGAUCCCACAGAGACCUGCUCCUUCCAUUGCAGAUCACUGUCCUGGCACCGGCACUUGAGCUCCUUCCUUUUGACCAGAGACUGGAGUGAGAAUCAAACCACAGGAAAAAGCAACUGCUGUUCCACAAGCGUAACCUUUCAACUUCUGGGCACAUCUUAUUGGAAAGGGAGCCACGUCCAGCUUACAGUUUUGACUACAAGCUUUGACAACUGAAACUGGGAGGUUUCUGACACUUUGGUGCUGCCAUGAACUGAGGUGCAUUUUAGUAGAGGACAUGUUCUCCAGACUUUAUCUCAUGAUGUAUUGCACCCUUGCAUUUAUAGCCCUGUACUUCUGUUGUCAAGGGAGAAAAAGAAAAGGGAAGGCAUGCCCUUGAAUGAAAUACAGAUCAAAGAAGACUGGGCAGCAGUUAAAUAAAGUUUUAGUCCCUGAUAAAUUUGGGAACAUUCCAACUUAAACCUGGUCUGAAUAACACACUUGUCAUUAUAAUCCACACUGAGAGUAUGUCUUUGAAAACCUAUCCUCUCUUACUCUCAAAUUUGCAGAAGGGUGUAAAAACCUGAAGAAGAAAGGGACAAUAAUAAACUGAAGUUUCAUAGACUGGGGAUUCCCAACUUAAAACGAUGGAAAGCAACUCUUAUUCUAGUUCUUUACUUUCAAGUAAGUGGAUAAAGAUGUAUUUGCCCCUCACAGAAGUCUCAUCAUGUUUAUCAAAUACCUCCCUUCUCUGAGAAAUAGACACCUUUCUUGAUACCUGUCUCCCAAACCCUCAAUUCACUGUCAUCUCAUUUUAUUACUUAUAUGAUCAAACUAUAAUCAAAAUAUAAUCCUAUAUAGAAUCUUAGAUCUAGAUCUGGAAGAGUCAGAUUUAUAGAAAAGGGAUGAAUAUCAAGGCAGUUACAAAUUUACUAUCCUGCUUUCUCUUUUGGGGGUUUUUCAUUAUCAGUUCUCAUUUUUUUUCUUUGAGUUUUAUAAAGGCAGUGUACAAGAUGGCUUCAUUUAGUUUAAUUCCAUUAACAGUUAAUGUUAUCCAGCAUACAGAGUGUUCAUGAAAAAGGCGAAAUAAAUCUAUAGCUGAA
Phascolarctos cinereus (koala) is the source of this 1367-nucleotide messenger RNA. RefSeq lists its product as uncharacterized. NCBI's taxonomy places the organism in Eukaryota, Metazoa, Chordata, Mammalia, Diprotodontia, Phascolarctidae. The record is from RefSeq and is a predicted model, not a curated record.